This is a messenger RNA of Aureobasidium pullulans EXF-150, 965 nucleotides long. RefSeq names its product UNC-50 family protein. The record is from RefSeq and is a predicted model, not a curated record. Lineage: Eukaryota; Fungi; Ascomycota; Dothideomycetes; Dothideales; Saccotheciaceae. The coding region runs from base 67 to 912 and encodes 281 amino acids. Gene Ontology annotation, cellular component: Golgi membrane. The transcript has a single exon.
UGACAGUCGACUGCUGACUCUGCCUGCUCGUGCGGCCUGCAUCCUCGAACCUCCACCUGUCGCACCAUGAAUCCGACAAUCACGCUUCCGAGGAACAACUCAAAUGCCUCUUUCGGGGCCGUACCGUCCUCAUCACGGCGGAAAGAUGGUGGUAUCCGCAUGCCUCGAUUCUUCAAACGCCUAUUCAAGUUCCCCCAGAUGGAUUUCGAGAUGGCAGUUUGGGAGAUGACUAGCCUGAUCAUCGCGCCCAAGAAGGUCUUCCGCCAGGUCUACUACCACAAACAAACACGGAAUACAUGGCACAGAGCGGACCCGUCAUUCACCUACCUGCUCUCCUUCUUCCUUCUCCUGACCGCACUAUCCUGGGGUCUCGCCUACGCCGAUGGUUUUUCGAAAACCCUACGCAUAACUCUGGUCUUCAUCUUCGGCCACUUCCUCCUUACCUCGCUACUCGUAUCUACGGCCGCCUACUUCCUCGUCGGAAAGCUAUUAGGUCCUGGUGUCAAGGGUCUACCAGGCAGGAACAAAAGAGCUGGCUUGUUUGGCCCGCCGGGCAAUGAUACGAUUGAGCAGUUGGAGUUUGGAUAUUGCUUCGACGUCUCGAUUCGUGCCUUCUUCCCUGUCUGGGUCUGGCUGUACGUCGUCCAGUUCCUGCUCAUGCCAGUCAUCUCGCGCGACUACUGGGUCUCGCUGUUCUUCGGCAACCUCUUGUACUUGGUGGCCUUUGGAUACUACUUUGUCGUCACCUUCCUCGGCUACAAUGCCCUUCCGUUCCUCCACCAUACCCAGCUCCUGCUCACGCCAGUUGUGGGUUUCGCCAUCUUCUGGAUCGUCAGUUUGUUCGGCUUGAACUUGCCGAAACACUUUGCUCCUGUCCUAUGGGCUGGUGCCGACUUGCGCAAGUCUGUAUGAUUUUGGACCAUGUAUCUAUACCAAAGAAAAGCAUUUUCCUUCUUCUCCUUAAA